This is a messenger RNA of Scutellospora calospora, 1135 nucleotides long. The record is from the annotation of a GenBank genome assembly. NCBI's taxonomy places the organism in Eukaryota, Fungi, Glomeromycota, Glomeromycetes, Diversisporales, Gigasporaceae.
AUGCCAUGCCCAACAAGCAAUCAAAAAAAAUCAAAGAAAGCCUAUGAGGCAAAAGAACAUAAGCAUAAUAUUGAUGCUAAUAAUUCUGAAUCAGAAAAUUCUAAUAACUUUUCUUAUGAUGAAGCAGUUGAAAAUAACAAUGCUGAAAGUAUUAUAAAAAGAUUUCAAGCUACAGCAAACAACUAUUAUAGCAACAAUAAUAUGCUAGAAAAUUAUGAUAAUGAAAGUCUUUUUGCUCAUAAUGAGCUAAUUGAGAUUGAGAAUGAUAAUGCUGAAGGCUUUGUAAAAAAACUUUUAAAUACAGCAAAUAUCUUUUAUCAUGAAAAUGAUUCCAACAAAUCCCGAACACCUACAUUGUUUACCUUUUGGAAUCAAGACAAGACUGUUGAAGAAGAUGUUGAGGCAGAAUUACUAUCAGAAGAUGAAAUUGAAAACUCUAAUUGGCAUAAAAAAAUCAAAACUACACUUGAAAACAUAGUAUUAGAUAUCAAAAAUGAGAAUGUAAAUAGUGAAGUUUGGAUAUGUCUUAAUAGUAUUCGAUUUUAUUUUCAACUUAUAAAGCACAAUUAUCGGAAAAUGGAAGCAAGUAAGAUAGUUGCAGAUGCAGCAGGAAAAGAAGUAUACCAUGCUAGAUUUGCACCACUACUAACCAUUUCUCUUAAUACUGCAAAAAAUUAUCUGAAAGAGCUUGGUUAUGUAUAUGAAAGAGUAAAAAAAGGGAUUUAUAUUGAUGGACAUAAAAGAGAAGAAGUAGUAGCCUAUCGAAAAAUAUUUUUAGAACGAAUGAGUAAACUUGAACCUAGAAUGUCUGUAUUUUCAGGUGAUAAUAUGGAAAUUCCUGAAGGAGAACAACCGUUAAGAAAAAAAGGUGAAGGAUGUUCAAUUCAUGUUAGUGAAUUUCUUAUGGAUGUUCGUGGCCGACUUUUGCUUCCUGAAGAAAUGCAACUAUCAGAUACGCUUCCUAGAGAAACUUGUGUUAUUAUAUGCUCUGCCUGUUUCCCAAGAUGUCAAGCAUUAUUUGCUUUUGAUAAUAUAAAAAGUUAUACUUCUUAUGCGUCUGAUGCACUUGUUGCAAAAAAUAUGAACCUUAGUUCUGCUAGCAAACAAGAAAAAAUACGCAGCAUAUCAUAUUUUC